Oncorhynchus keta (chum salmon) is the source of this 1694-nucleotide messenger RNA. RefSeq names its product zinc finger protein SNAI2-like. Lineage: Eukaryota; Metazoa; Chordata; Actinopteri; Salmoniformes; Salmonidae. The record is from RefSeq and is a predicted model, not a curated record. The coding region runs from base 146 to 919 and encodes 257 amino acids. The transcript is spliced from 3 exons. Gene Ontology annotation, biological process: regulation of DNA-templated transcription. Gene Ontology annotation, molecular function: DNA-binding transcription factor activity, RNA polymerase II-specific; RNA polymerase II cis-regulatory region sequence-specific DNA binding.
ACAACAGCGCUCUCUGCACUACAAUGACACUUCACUGGCGUAUGCAAUAAGGAUUUCCGUCUCUGCAGUGAUUUGUCGCGCCCUGAGGGGACCGUUUACCAAAAAAGUUUUAUACCAAAGUUUCAGUCACAUUUAUUUUUCCAAGAUGCCACGAUCGUUUCUUGUCAAGAAACAUAUUAACUCCUCUAAGAAGCCAAAUUAUAGCGAGCUGGAAAGCCCUACAGUAUUUAUUUCACCGUAUCUCUACAAAGGCCUCCCAUUGCCUGUCAUUCCUCAACCGGAGAUCCUUAGCUCGGUCGCAUACAACCCUAUCACAGUAUGGACUACAAGCAGUUUUCCGCUUCCAAGUGACCUCUCUCCCAUUUCUGGAUACCCCUCCUCGCUCUCUGACACCUCAUCCAAAGACCACAGCGACUCCGAGAGCCCCAGGAGCGAUGAAGACGACCGGAUGCUUACCAAACUUACAGAUCCUCAUGGAGUGGAGGCAGAGCAAUUCCAAUGUAGUUUGUGUAACAAAUCCUAUUCCACGUAUUCUGGACUGCUGAAGCAUAAGCAACUGCACUGCGACGCACAGACGAGGAAAUCUUUCAGUUGUAAAUAUUGCGAAAAGGAGUACGUCAGUCUUGGAGCCCUAAAAAUGCACAUUAGAACUCACACUUUGCCUUGUGUCUGUAAAAUAUGUGGCAAAGCUUUCUCAAGACCGUGGUUGCUUCAGGGACACAUCAGAACGCACACUGGAGAAAAGCCCUUCUCCUGCCCCCAUUGCAGUAGGGCUUUUGCGGACAGGUCCAACCUCAGGGCUCACCUACAAACCCAUUCGGAUGUGAAAAAAUACCAAUGCAAGAACUGUUCCAAAACCUUCUCCAGAAUGUCUCUUCUGCACAAGCAUGAGGAAUCUGGUUGUUGUGUAGUACAUUGAGACUGCUGGGCUGGGAGACAGUGCCACCACCAGAGACCUCUGGUACUUUCCAGUCCUCAAGAACUGUUCAGGGGAUAUUGCAUACUGAGGCAUUGUAACCUAAUAUGCAAGACACUCUUUUACUGACUGACCAACAAUCCAUUUCAUUUCAGUGUAAAGACAAAUCCUCUGUCUGUCAUGUGCUUUUCAUUUUAAGCAGUAUCUUUCUGCCAUCGCAACCAGUGUUGAGCUUUAUGUUUGUUAUACCAUGUACCUUACAGUCAUUGCUUUUCAUGUACUUUUGUGAAGAGAGUGGAGAGAUUUGAAAUAACGUGCCUUCUCAAACAUUUUGUUGUUCUGACCAAUCUCUCUCAUAGGAUAUAUUUCCAGGUAUGUCAUAAUAUUUUUCUUUUUUCUAAGAAACCACAUAGGUAUUCCACAUGGUGUAUGGUAACAAACGAUAGAGACGGACUGUGCACAGUCAAUGGAAUAUUUAAAGCCAUCAUAACUUAAGGAACAAGUGGAGAGACAAUUUUUAGGGUGACAGUAUUACAACUCAAUCACACAGUAACUGUUUUGCCAGCAGAUAACAAUACUUUUACCAAGUGCCUCACUUUGAGUUGGCAAUUAACUUUUUUUUCGUAAACAAUUGUUUUCAUUUAUAUUUUUUAUAUAUUUGAAUGUAAGUGGGACUGAGAUGAUUGUAUUUCUGACCGUGUGAAUUGUGAUACUGAAUAAAUGAUUUUAAUAUUUUUGAGAUGCUUUUAAAAUAAAGAUUCAUAAAAUGUUUGUAAAA